AUGGUGCUGGGAAUCGUCCUCCACGGCGCGCUCGCAUACACCCAGUUGCCAUGGAUCGUCCAAGACUCGCAGAAGUGGGUGGGAUUCGAUCACACAUUCGAGUUCAUUCACACUUUCCGGAUGCCCGUGUUCUUCCUGCUCUCAGGAUUCUUCACAGCGAUGCUCUGGCGCCGCCGAGGCACACUCGGACUUGUUUGGCACCGCUCCAAACGAAUCCUCCUCCCGCUGCUCGUCAGCGCCGCGACCAUCAUCCCCGCAACCAUGUGGUCCAUCCAGUACGCCAACCGAGUGCAAAGCAGCGUAGAAGUCGAGCAAGCAGAAGAAACCGAAGUGCUCGACAUCUGGCGCGCCGCCGCAGAAGGCAGCCAAACCCAACUCCGCGCACGAAUCGACGAAGGCGUCGACAUCAACGCCACAGACCCCAACUUCCGCACCACCCCGCUGGGAUACGCCGUCCUCUACGGACAAACCGAUAUUGUGGAAGAGCUCCUUAGCGCCGGCGCCGAACCAAGCACCCAAUACGGCGACGGCGGCACCGCACUCCACACCGCGAUGUUCCUCGGACGAACCGAGAUCACAUCUAUCCUACUCGAUGCCGGCGCCGACUUCGAAGUCAAAAACAUCCGCGGCGAGACCCCCACAAACUCGCUGACUGUCAAUGAACAGAUCACGAUGAUGAUCACCGGCUUCCUCCAACUCGAAGACACCUUCGAAUCCAUCCAAAGCGGCCGCGAUGAAAUUCGCACACUCCUCGAAGAGCGAGGCAAACCAGUUGUAGCCCCAACCCCAAGCGAGCGUUUGCGUAAUCUCGUCAACCUACUGAUCGCGAUCCCAGUCUUCUAUCACCUCUGGUUCCUGUGGCAUUUAUGCUGGUUUGUGGUCGCGUUUGUCGUGCUUGCUGUGAUCACAAAGCCGCUCUCAAAGUUGAGACGACUCGCAUUCCUGACGGCGUUCCCUUGUUGUCUGCUGUAUCUUGUUCCAUUGACCAUGUGGACCCAAUCAUUCAUGGAUCUCCGGAUGGGACCGGAUACCGCGAUUGGUUUGAUCCCUGCGCCGCAUGUGCUUGCUCACUACGCCGUGUUCUACUUCUUUGGAUCGGUGCUCUACAGCACUUUCGGCUCAUCACUCCGGGUCGGGUGGUGGGGAAUCCCGUCACUCAUCAUCGCGGUCGUGCUCUAUCCUGUAGCGCUUUCGAUAGACGAAUCGGGUACAAACGAACAAGGCUUUUUUAACCUGUUCACAUUGAUUCAAUCAGCGAUGGUUUGGCUGACGAUCUACGGCCUCAUUGGCUUCUUCGAAAUCGCCGCGAACGCAGAGAAGCGAUGGAUCCGCUUCCUUUCAGAUUCAUCAUAUUGGCUCUAUCUCGCGCACCUGCCGCUCAUUGUCGUUGUGCAAGUGUGGGUGCUCAACUGGGACGCGCCAUCUUGGAUGAAGUUUGCGGUCGUCACUUCGUCGGUCUUUGUUGUGCUGAUCGUGAGCUACCGAUAUCUCGUGCGUUAUACACCCAUCGGGACGAUGCUCAACGGCAAGCGAUUACGACGCACGAUUGAGCAGAGAGAAUCUUUGGAAUAA
Molecule: messenger RNA, 1572 nt
Organism: Symbiodinium sp. CCMP2592
Lineage: Eukaryota; Dinophyceae; Suessiales; Symbiodiniaceae
Source: the annotation of a GenBank genome assembly